UAUAUAAAUAUAUGAAAGCAAAUUGCCUCUCUUUCUUGCACUCAAUGGCUUAAUUAUACAACUUACUACAAUUUUUUAAAUUUCCACUGAUUUCUUGCACCUGUGAGCUUCCUCAUAACUCUCCUUUAAAACAAGAGCCACACUAUGAUCAAGUUCCAAGUUAGUCCAAGCUAGCUUGACUCAUCUUCACAAUGAAGUUUUCAAGUCAAGCAAUCCCCUUCAUGGCUAUUAUUAUGGUAUUUCUAUUUCUCUUAUUUGCUUCGGCCUCAGAGGCUGCAGUCACAUGCAGCGAUGUCGUUAAGGACAUGAGACCAUGUGUGAACUACCUCAAGACCGGCAGUGGGAUGCCACCAACUGCUUGUUGUGCUGGAGCGUCAGCUCUUGCAUCUGCUGCAGCGACCAGUGCUGACAGGAAGACUGCUUGUAACUGCAUCAAGUCUGUCUCCAAGAACAUGAAUGUGAAUCCUUCUUUAGCCAAGGCACUUCCUGGGAAUUGUGGAAUUAGUUUGGGAUUCACUGUUGACCCCAACGUGGAUUGCUCCAAGGUCAGUUGAACAUGAAGUCUAGAGCUGGAGAAUGAGGCAUGUUUCGAGUGAUAUGUAUGAUCAAGCUUAAUCUAUGUUGUAAUGAAGUGGGAUAUACUAGUGUUUUUCCUCAUUCCUCUAGCAAAUAAUACUACUAUGAGUUGCUUGAUUUUCGCCCUAUUGUAUAAAAUAAAAUGUUUUUUCCCAUAUCAUCAGAAUAUGCAGUGACAAUUCUAUGUUUUAUGCAGUUUGUGAAAUGAGUGUACCUAGUUUUUCUUGGCAUUUGAUAUAAAUUGAAAGUA
Molecule: messenger RNA, 826 nt
Organism: Camellia sinensis
Lineage: Eukaryota; Viridiplantae; Streptophyta; Magnoliopsida; Ericales; Theaceae
Product: non-specific lipid-transfer protein 8
Biological process (GO): lipid transport
Molecular function (GO): lipid binding
Source: RefSeq, a predicted model, not a curated record